UGAGUUCACCUCUUUAAUGACAAUUGCAAGCACACGGUAUACUCAUGUAUAUGGGGUGAUAUCGAUAUCACCCCAUAUCACUCUGGAAUAUCCGUUAUCGCGGUGUCAAAAGUCUUUGAUGUGGCCACAAACUAUGCAAACCAGCUAGGCUCUGGGCACUGGGUCAACAAGUUUCGCCGAUUUCGAGUUCACCUCUUCUAUCUGUGUUUCGUUACUAAUUAAGCUAGCUAAAAUGCAGCUCUACAUAAAAACACAGCCCACAUCCAAGUUGUCAGUCGAUUAUCAUCUGGAACCCAGUAUUUUGCCACUUGAAAUUGAGGAGAAUGACACAAUUGAGUGUAUUAAAGCAAUAAUUCUUGGGAAAACGGGAAUCCCUUCUCAGCUUCAAGUCAUCUACUUUGAUGCAGAAAUAUUGCAGAAUGAGAGGACAUUGCACUCCUACAGCAUAACAAAUGAAUGUACACUGCUGCUACUGUUUACAGCUGAAAUAUUCCCACUUCGACUGAGGCCAGCUUUUGUGAGAAAAACAAUUUAUAUCGAAGCAUUUGAAGAUGACAAAAUUAUGGACAUAAAAACACUUGUUUUGAAAGAAGAGCACAUUCCAUUGCAGCCAACACACCUUUUACUGAAUGGUCGAGAAUUAGAGAGUGACAAAAAACUGAGUGAAUACGCUAUUCACAGUGGGACAAAGCUCUCUUUGGCAAUGAAACUUGUCACCAAAGAAAUUAAUGUCACAGGAAAGCAGCUAUAUCAUACGGAAAAUAAUUUUUUUACAUUUCAAUACGUCUCAAGGAAAGAUGCAUUUCGAUUCACAAUAGCAAAAACGACAGCCAAAGAAAAUCUUAAGAAUUUAAUCAGCUCGAAAACAGGCAUCCCAAAAGGUCAGAUAUGCUUUUUCUAUAAUGGUUUUGAUUUAGACGAAAUUCACGCGUAUUGUGAAACUGAAAUAAUAUUAAAAUGUGUAAGAAGAGAACCAGACUUAAUGAGGAUUGUCGUAAACUUUAGUCAACCAUUCAAACACAGUGAGUCAAGGAUAAGCUUGCACCCAUUGGUCAAUCGACACAAUAGUCUUGAAGAAAUAGACAAAGUGUUAGUACACAAAUUGAGCUCAGUGGGCUAUAUUUCAGAUGACUACAUACCAUCAAUUCGGUCUGAUUUUAAAGCGACAGAUUACAAAGGUGCCCCUCUGACAAGUGAAACACUUACAAUGCUGUAUCCUAGACAGAAUAAAUCACUCAUUGAUUACGAAGUGACUGAAGGUUCUGAACUAUUUUAUUAUGCCAAUGUGCGGGGUGGAGGAAUUCCUGUAUAUAUAGCACUCGGAUCUACAACGACAAAUUAUUAUGUGCGUGAAGAUGAAACUGUAAAUGGCUUGAAACAUAAAAUUGAAAAAAAACAAGGUUUUCCAAUAGCUAGACAGCAGCUUGCAUAUGAAGGAGGUCUUCUUGAUGAUGCAAUGAAAAUAAACGAAUACAAUAUCGGUGGAAAUAGCGUAAUUCAAUUAUUGCUGAAGCCCCAGAAGGGAGCUUUCGAAAUCAGUGCAUAUUUGCCAACAGGAAGAGUGUUACGUGCAGAUGUUAGCCCAGAUGACACAAUUGCAAGGUGUAAGAAGCGAAUUGCAGAAGAAGAAAAAUUAGACCCUGAUAGCUUUAAUUUGGUUUACUUAAAACGAAGAAAACUAAGUGAAUCAGGAACCGUUUACGAGAAUAGUAUUCGAUCAGGCACUCUCAUACACGUAGUGUCUAAAAGUGGAACAAUCAAAAUUAACGUUCAUUCUGUAGAUCACAAAAUAUUAGGAACAGUAUACACAAAUGACGACGAAACAGUAUUGUCACUCAAAGUACGGAUACACAUGGAAAUCCCUGGAGUUCCCCUCCCAGGUAUGCAACGAAUAUUACAAGGAGAUACACUUUUAAAUGAGAGUAUGCUGCUGAAACACUGCUUCAUAAAAGAUGAUGGCAGUUUAACAGUAAGCACAUUAAAGAAAUUGUUUAUUGCAACACCUAAUGGAAGCACUAUCAAAGUUAAAGUUUAUCAGGACGAAAAAAUUUGGUCUGUUAUGAAAUGUAUUGAAAGGGAAACCCAAAUUAAAUUUGAAAAUCAACAACUAACUUAUCAAGAUAAGAUUCUCAAGAAUGAGCAAAUCAUUGCAAGCUGUAACUUUGCUGUGGAUCCAAUGCUACAACUAAAUAUUUCUGAGCAUCCAAUGUCUAAAGAUUGUACUACAAUCAGUUUUACGGCUAACAACAGUGCACCACACGACACACAAGCAAUACCCUCUGUGAUUGUGAAACAAGGAGAGGAUGUUAUAGACUCAUUACGGAUACAGUAUGAGCUCACAUACAGUAAUCUGGAUGCGGAAAUUGAAACACAAGACAUGCCCUACUUGGCCAAAUAUUUCGACAACGAUCGGAAGUAUUUUGAACUAUUAGGGCUGAACCCGUCAGAGCAGAACGACAUUAAAUUACGCACAGCAACCUAUGAUACACGAACAGCAAUGAUACAAGCUCUAGAACUUUGGAAGAAACAUAAUCCUUAUGCCGCUACACACAGAAAACUAAUCAAGAUGUUUAUAGAAAUGGACAACAGAGAAGGAGCUGAUGGAGUAUGCAUAUAUUUGCGGGAUAAAAGUGGAAUUAGACAUAUUCAAAAUGUAUCUUACAACAAAAAGGCUGAACUGGAGAAAAUACAUGAAAAAUUUAAAUAGGCAUUAAUGAUAAUUAUUAUAUACAUGUACGUGUUAAAUUUAUGACCGAACAAUUUAUAAUUAUUGCAUGGUAAAA
Molecule: messenger RNA, 2783 nt
Organism: Halichondria panicea
Lineage: Eukaryota; Metazoa; Porifera; Demospongiae; Suberitida; Halichondriidae
Exons: 2
Coding region: 233-2707 (824 amino acids)
Molecular function (GO): protein binding
Source: RefSeq, a predicted model, not a curated record